This is a messenger RNA of Halichondria panicea, 2905 nucleotides long. RefSeq names its product von Willebrand factor A domain-containing protein 7-like. The transcript is spliced from 6 exons. NCBI's taxonomy places the organism in Eukaryota, Metazoa, Porifera, Demospongiae, Suberitida, Halichondriidae. The coding region runs from base 143 to 2788 and encodes 881 amino acids. The record is from RefSeq and is a predicted model, not a curated record.
UAAUAGUUGCAUCUGUGGGAGUGAUACUGACUACACUCCAUCAACUAUAACAGGAAGCAGCUACCAGAGUCACUGCACUCCAUCAACUAUAACAACAGGAGCAGCUACCAGAGUCACUGGUUGAAACAAGUCAAGUCAAGAGAUGGUCCAGAUUGUGUCAGUCCUCCUGUUCUUGUCUGGGGCUGCCAUCUCGUACGGUUUCAAUCCAAACUUGAUUGCCUCCAUUGCUGGCUUCACUGUAGGAUCACAAGACCAUCACACCAUCACACAAGAUGCCAGUGUACGUGUCCUCAGAAGCUUCUUGCUAAACAAUCCAAACAAUGGUGGUGACAGCACCUCUGCUAUACUCAACCUGGACAAUCCUACAGCAGAGUCCCUGUUUGCAGCAUAUUACCAAGGCACUACUACCUGCACCCAGUCUCAAUGCAGAUUAAUGUACCGACAAUUUACCAGAGCUAUGGCUACUGUUAUGGAGAGCAAUGCGGACAUGGAUACAGCAGAGGUAGGGAUAGCUGGAACACAUUUUGACAACGAACAGAUCCUCGAGGGCCACAAUCGCCUACUGGAGAAGAGGGAAGUUGUAGUGAGCCACAUUCGAGGGCGGCUGUAUGAGGAGGCACGUCGUGAAGUGGGUAGGGCUCUGCACACUCUGCAAGACUUCUACAGCCACUCUGACUGGGUGGAGCUCGGGAACACACAGCCGUGGGGCGUACUCGGAAUGCCUGGUACAACACUCACAAAGAUUGCCAGCCCUAGUGUCCCUACCUGCAGAAGCUGUCAGCGUGGUGCCACUGUGGAUCCAUCUCUGUUGGUAUUCAUUAGCAGAUUCAUUGCGUUCGAUUACGAGUACAACUGUAACGACAACAUAUUGAGUGAUAUACAAAAUGAUAUGGUCCUAACGACAGGGUACACGGGGUUCAGCAAGCCUGAGGGUAAGUGUAGCCACGGAGGCUUAGGUGACUUCUCCAGCACACUAACACCAGAGGGUGGCAUUAACAAAGAUAGCAACCAAAACAGACUAGCUAACCACUACACACUGCACGAGGAGGCAGCCAACGUGGCCAUGCAAGCUACCGUUAACUUUCUGGAAGAUAUUAGGGAAACAGUUGGAGAUGAAGUAUUUAGACAAUUUUUGGAUAUUGAGAUAUUGCACACUUCAGUGGCUUUCGUGGUGGACACUACUGCUAGCAUGAGUGACGAGUUACCAUGGAUACAGACAGUGAUACCAGUGAUACAAGCACAACUAAGCAGUUACAGCACCAGCAUCAGCGGAGGGGUCAUCAUCGACUAUAUACUGGCGCUCUUGAAUGACCCAAAUCCAGGCACAGUACGAGUGACACAAAAUGCUACAGAAUUCUUAGACUACAUUCAAGCGUUAACAGCAUCAGGGGGUGGUGCUGACGAUUGCCGGGAGCCAGGUUUAGGAGCCAUCAUAGAGGCAGCUAAAUACAGCACAGAGGGGGGCGUUGUCAACGUGUUCACUGAUGCUCAACCGAGUGAUUAUCUGCGUCUAUCAGAAGCUGUAACCAUUGUACAAGAGAAAGGACUCACAAUCAACUCAUUCUCAACCACAGGCUGUAGCUCACGGAGGCGCAAGAGAUUUGUGGAGGGCCAACCAUACGGGCUAUUAAGUUUCCUGUCAGGGGGGCAAUUUCACAGCCUACCCCCAGAGGACCUGUCAAACAUCGCUCCUAUUGUGGUGUCCUCCAUCAAGCUAGACACUACGGCUACUAUUCUUACUAGAUCUGGGUCUUCUUUCUAUGGUACUAUGAAUAUUACCGUGGAUAGCUCAAUCACAGAGUUCCAGAUAGUUGUCAGUGGUGAGGGACUAGCGCUGGGGAGUCUGACAUCACCUCAAGGUACUGAUAAUUUCACUACACAACUAUUGACCUCCACCUCUACACUGAUUGUGUACACGGUUGCCGUUGACAACCCUAACCAAUACGGGACAUGGCAGCUGGUCUUUAAUGCCACCUCUAACUACCGAGCAUUCGUCACAGGAGACAGCGACCAAUCAGUCACCAGCACACUCUACCAAAUAGCGGGACAAGUGAAACAAAAAGUGUUGCAAGGAGAGGUCCUCACUCUACUGCUGAGUAUGGACCAGGGAGCCAGUCUAACCUCAGCUAGUAUACUCAACAAAGAGGGCAACCAGCUCUUUCCUCUGAGCCCAUUUCCAGUGGGUGUGGGCAUGUAUGCCGCUAUUGUCCCCGUUCCCCCCACCCCCUUCAAAGUAGGUGUGGUGGGCAUGCGACCAGGAGGCCAGGCCUUCACUAGAGUCAGCUCAGUGGGUGUGGAUGUGUCAGAUGUACUUGUGAGAUCACCCGUUGGCCAAUCCCCGUACCAAGUUCUCCGUACGGGAGAGAGUGUGACACUGGGUCUAACACUGACCAAUGUUGGAGACAACUCUACCUUUAGAGUGGACGUUAUAGCCAGGGGAAACCCCUCAGACAUUGGGGAAACCCCCUCCAGAUACACCUACACCUUGAGUGGAGGGUCAACCUCACAAAGUGUUAGUCUAGUUAAAGACAAAACUAAAAGCCUCGGACUAAUUGUCAUGGCAACAGGAGAGGUUACGGAAGCGGACACACUGUAUCUACAGAUAACUAUGACGGAUGAAAGCUCGAGUGAACGUAGCAACUUCUACAACCUCCAGUUCACAGGCACUACUGUUGUUCCUGUCGACAGGACACAAGUGGAGUUCUACAAUGGAGGCAGAGGAUUGCACGGGACUCUAGGGGGUGUGGUUACAGCGGCUGCUCUGUUACUAGGAGCUCUGCUCUACUAAACACUCGAUGAGAACUAGAAUUGUAGAAUUUUGUAUGCGUUCAUGAGUAGAUAUUAUAAGCAUGUAGCUAUUACUAUAAUUAUGACUUUAUUGCAGUACAAAUUGUUAACUCCAAAA